AUGGAAACAUUACCGACAGAGGUCAUCACUCAAAUACUAGAAUACUUGCCAUUUGAUGAUCGACGAGAACUGGCUAGGGUCAAUAAAUUGUUUUAUCAUGCUGCAUCUCACCCAGUAUUCUUAAGAAAAGAGUUUUUUAAUUAUGAUCCAUAUCGAGACAAUUUGAAUGACUUAAACGAUUUCAAAAAUAUGUUGUUGAAAUCAAGAAGAAAAUUGUUAUGCUUAAGCUUUGUUCAUUUAACUUAUAUACGCGAUUUAACCAUUUUCACAAACUUAGGGAAUCGCAUUAUAUCACUAUGUUUUAUUGAUUUGGAUUUGCUAAAUGAUUCAUUUCUAGAUGCUAUUACACAAUGCUGUAGUAAUCUCGAAAAAUUAGAACUUAUACAUGUGUCGCGUGUGGUUUUAACUGAUAACGGCCGUAAACCAAUACUCAAAUUGUGCAGUAUAACUUUAGAUACAGUUAGAAUAAAUGAUAGAAAGUUUAAUCUAAUUUUGAAACUUGCUCCAAAUUUAAAAGAUUUAAGUGUUCUUGAUUGUGGUUUAAUUGGUAAACGUGAAGUCAUUGCAAUGUUUUAUCCCCACGACAGUAACUAUAUUGAUUGUUCAUUUACCAAGUACAAUUCAAAUACUAUUUUUUCGGAGGAUAAUAUUGUACACCAUUUAAAUAAUUUUGUUCGCUUAAAUAGCCUUGAGUUAAAUGAUGGUAGUAGUAUAUUUCUUCAGAUUCAACCCAUACAACUUGAGAUUAAGUCAUUGUCGUUGAAUCUUGAUCGAUCAACCAACAAUGAUUUCAGCGACUAUGAAAAGUUAAAUUCAGUAUUAGGUCAAUAUGUAUUUUUAGAACGAUUGGAAAUACAUUUCUUACCUGUUCGUAUGUUAUCAAUUGUAUCUAAACUAUAUAAUCUUCGACAUUUGACAUUAACUUAUUCUGCUAAUGAUUCAGAUUACCUUGAUUCUUGUAAAUAUCUUAAAUCAUUCGUGGAAUCGUUAAAAAAUCUGAAAUAUAUCAGGACAUUAUCAUUUUAUAGAGCUUUUGAUUUGAUUAAUCAACUUGAACUUCCAGUAUAUCCGUUUCUGGAAUGCACACUGAAGUCUCUUACAUCAUUAGACUGUCCUCUGGAUUCAAAUCUAGGAGUACUAAAAUUUGGUAAAAAUUUAACAAAUUUACGAAUAAGAAAUGGUAGUAUUCUUAAAGUCGAAGAUUUACAACUAUUAUUCAGAAACUUAACUUAUUUAAAACAUUUGUGUAUUAACGAUUGUUCUGUAUUAAAUGAUGAAACUUUCAUUAAACUGCCAAUAUCUAAUCUGAAAGAAUUGAUUACUUUAAAUCUAUUACCAUCAAAUAUUUCACACAGAUGCUUGCGUCACAUUAAAAAUCCAAGAUUAAAAGUUUUGAGUCUCAUUGAAACUCAAUUAGAACCGUGUUCAAUAAGGCAGAAUUAA
This is a messenger RNA of Macrosiphum euphorbiae (potato aphid), 1443 nucleotides long. The record is from the annotation of a GenBank genome assembly. Lineage: Eukaryota; Metazoa; Arthropoda; Insecta; Hemiptera; Aphididae.